UCCGACCGUCAGUUAAGCCCGUACAAACGUACGAAUUGGAACGUGUCGGUGUAAGAGUAUCGUCUAACACGACGAUCGAAAAAAACUUAUCCUUUUCAAUGAUGGCGUUCGCGAUUAUAUCGUCGAACGCCAAAAAAAUCAUAAGGUAUUUUAUACAUGGCGAAACUUUUUUCCAAGAACUCGGAACUCUUCGUUUUUAGAAUAUAGAGCGAAAUAAUAAAAAACGACGGAUUCGAGAAGUGUCAACGUGGCAAUUUUGUUGUACAUAUGUUAAUAAUCGAUAUUGGUGAUAAUCGAUCGAUAAGUAGUGAACAUAGUUAAAUGUUACAAGUAUUUGAUAUACUUUCGUUUUUAAGUUACGAUCCUAUAAAAGAUCUUAAAAAUAAAAUGAAAGGUUAGCAUUCGUUAGAAUUUCGAAUAAUUCGAAAGUGGAUAAACAAAUUAUCAUUUUUUCUAUAUAAUUACAUACAUAUGCUUAGUCAUGUUAAUUGACAAACAAUGAAAUUGUCAUUUCUUUAUUGGCUUCAAUGGCUGUAGUGCAAUUUUUUCGACUAUUCAACAAAAUAAGAACAAUUUGAUGCUCGUACAAUACAUUUUUUCCUUAAACUGUGCUAUGACGUAUAUACACGGCUCUUGUUAUUGAUAAAUAUUUCUUCGAUAAAUCAACGACCUGUUAAAUUCGGAGAAGACAUAAAAAUAAAGGAGCUAUCAGGCAAAUGAAAGAUCGAGCGGACAAAAUAUGGAUGUUUUUGGAUGCUGAUUUGAAGAUUGCGUUGUACUUUCGAUGAGCAGUAUAAAGUAAAUCGAGUGUCAUCCAAAUCUCUGAAAAUAACGAUAUUAUACUAUGUUACGAUAGAGAAAACGUAAAGAUAAACAACAAUCAGGGUAUAUUCCUGAUGGAAAGAAUACAAGUCGGCGUCAAAAUAUAAAAAAAUAAGAAAGGCUUGAAAUAGUAUCUUCGGAAUUAAAUUGCAAAUAUAUUUAAAGGCGAUACUUUUUUUUGUAUCCUCAUUAUGCGUGCUUCUUUAGACAUAAAUCGUUCAUGCGAAUCAGCAAAAGUCCAAUAACGUAAUCGGAGUUCUGUCGUGCUGGCAUAAAUUCGACGAUUAAAAAUAAUCGUCUGAUUAUUACUUUAUUCGAAGUUGUAUCUUUGAGAAAUAAGAAAGAAGGAAAAGAGUGUAUGCAUAACGCCAUAUAGAAGAUCGAUCAAUUCAUAGAAAGAAGACGAUUUCGGGAAGAAUCAAAGAGGAAAGUAGGCAGAUAAAAAAUGGCAUACGACGACGUGAUACUCCGAAUGGGCGAAUUCGGUCGUUAUCAACGCCGAGUUUAUUUGCUUCUUUGUCUUCCGGCAAUAUCCUGCGCAUUCCAUAAAUUGGCAGGGGUCUUUCUUGGGGCAAAAAUGGAUGUCAGAUGUCUACUGCCGCACGAGAGCAUCGAGAAUGCUACGUAUUACCUACCUCAGGAUGUGAUGAAUGCUAGUUAUCCUUGGGAUAACGAGCUAAAGGGCUGGUCGCAAUGUUUACGGCGGGAUCCCAUAUUGGAUGGUAAUUCUCAAGGUCAUGACAAUUCUCCUGUUCAAACCCCGAUAGGAUCACUGAAGUUGGCCAACACCGAAGGCAAUAAACCAUGUGAAGAAUACGUUUAUGACAGGAGAAAAUAUAAAAGUACCACUACUUCUGAGUGGAACUUGGUCUGCGAUAGAGCAUGGCUGAGAGCUACGGGGGACUCAUUGUUCAUGGUAGGAGUCAUGCUUGGCUCGAUGAUAUUUGGUGCUUUGUCCGAUAAGUUUGGACGUAGACCAAUUUUCUUCCUGUCUUUAGUCAUCCAGCUAGCCGGUGGUAUAUUGGUCGCCAUAGUGCCAGAGUUUAUUUCCUACGUAAUCUUCAGAUUGAUCGUUGGUUCGACCACCAGCGGAGUUUUCUUAGUGGCUUACGUUAUAGCUCUUGAGAUGGUCGGCCCCAAGAAACGUUUAGUAGCUGGUGUAGGUUGUCAAUUAUUUUUCACUACGGGCUACAUUCUUACGGCAGGUUUUGCUUAUUUGAUAACCGAUUGGAGAAUGCUGCAGGUUGCCAUCACCAUUCCGAGUAUUGCAUUUCUGCUCUAUUGGUGGUUCAUUCCAGAAUCUGCUCGUUGGUUAUUGAUGAAAGGUCGUGCCGAAGAAGCUAAAGACAUACUUCAGCGUGCAUCGAAGGAAAAUGGAAUGGAGAUUCCACGCGAAGCAUUGGAUACUCUUCUUAGCAAUAAUAGCGAUGAUAGUAUGCCUGACUCAAAGAAGGCUUCUCUCUUUGAUCUUUUCCGAUAUCCAAAUUUAAGACGAAAAAGCAUGUUAUUGUUCUUUAAUUGGCUCGUAAAUAGUGGUACAUAUUAUGGAUUAUCCUGGCAUGCAUCCAAUCUUGGAGGAAACGAUUACGUGAACUUUCUGAUAUCUGGCUUAGUAGAAGUGCCCGCCUAUACAUUUCUUAUUUUCACGUUGAAUCGAUGGGGACGAAAAAUUAUUCUCUGUGGUUGCAUGUUGAUUUCCGGAUUUGCAUUACUCGCCACAUUGUUCGUUCCUGUCGAUAAACCAUGGCUAGUAGUUUGCCUUGCUAUGAUUGGAAAACUUGCCAUCACGUCAUCAUACGGUGCCAUUUAUGUUUUUACGGCUGAACAAUUUCCAACUGUUAUUCGCAACGUAGGUCUUGGGGCUAGCUCGACUUUCGCUCGUAUUGGUGGUGUAAUAGCACCAUAUGUGAAUCAUCUAUCUGAAAUAUGGAUACCCUUGCCUUUGGUCAUUUUUGGAUCCUGUGCUCUCUUUGGUGGCAUGAUGUCAUUGUUACUUCCAGAAACUUUAAACAAGAAACUUCCAGAAUCUAUUCAAGAUGGAGAAUUAUUUGGAAAGAAAAUUUCGAAGAAUAAGAAAAAGAAAAAGAAGCAGCAGCAGCAUGAUUUGGAACAAGGAAAUGAGAUAGAUGUGAUAAAGCCAUUGAAGCCACAAGAAAAUGGAGUGCAUGAAAAGCAAAACGGAUGACGUUAGUCUUAUUGAGGAAUGUCGGGUGUGCUGAAAAUAUUUAUCUGAUUCCUCUCUGAUUGUAUACUAGGCGUCCUCAUGCACGUGAUCCACGUGUAGUGUGCACACAUUAAAAGCGCACCAAAUUGAAAAUAGAGUUCUCAAGUAACU
Molecule: messenger RNA, 3157 nt
Organism: Vespa mandarinia (Asian giant hornet)
Lineage: Eukaryota; Metazoa; Arthropoda; Insecta; Hymenoptera; Vespidae
Gene: Orct
Product: Organic cation transporter
Biological process (GO): transmembrane transport
Cellular component (GO): membrane
Molecular function (GO): transmembrane transporter activity
Source: RefSeq, a predicted model, not a curated record